This is a messenger RNA of Drosophila eugracilis, 1820 nucleotides long. RefSeq lists its product as uncharacterized. Lineage: Eukaryota; Metazoa; Arthropoda; Insecta; Diptera; Drosophilidae. The transcript is spliced from 3 exons. Bases 518 to 1246 code for a protein of 242 amino acids. The record is from RefSeq and is a predicted model, not a curated record.
UAAGCCAGCCAGAACAAAGGGCCACAUGCAUGUGUGGGGCGUGUCCCGAAGACAACGCGGGGGUGGGGGAAUAGCCAGGGCGAACAAAGAGCAAUUAAUGCGAUAGGAGGAGGGGGCUUUCUCCUACGAUUUUCCCCACUUCCCCGACUUUUCUUUUAGAGGUCAGUUGUGAAACGAAAGACCCAGAAGCGGACCAGCGGACACAGUUCAAUGAAGUGCUUAUGAGCUAACUAGCAGCAGGACGGCAGCCAAGGAACACAGGGACGAGGCCUGGAUCAGCAAGCACGGAGCCAGGAAUCACAGGCUAGAGGUUAGCGCAGAUUGGAGGGAAGCAGGUGACCUAGUUUACCAAGCAGUAGAAAAAGAUUAGAGGACUGGCGGCGUUUCUGUGGCAACUCCUAUUGGGGCUGUUCUGUUGUGUUAAUUGAACUAAGAGCAUCAACGUGCACUGCCAUUAGCUAUAACCUUAAUAUACCUAACUAACGUAAUUAGUGUACUUGACCUAACCCGGAGCAGCAUGUCCAACUCCCACUACAACAACUACCAGCAGCAGCCGCACUCCAGCAACGGAGAUUCGGAGUACCAGCACCAGCAGAUGGUCCAUCAGCCGCAGAGGUUCUCUAAUGGCCAUGGGAUGAAAAGUGUAGCUGUGCCGGACAUGUGCCUCUUCUGCUUUGAGGUGCUUGACUGUGAGCUGAACAAUGUUGAUGGGCCAUCGGUGCCGGUGUUCAGCAACGAUGCUUAUCCCCUGUUUGUCACCUGGAAGAUUGGACGGGACAAGAGGCUUCGUGGGUGCAUUGGUACUUUCAGUGCAAUGGAACUGCACAAUGGACUGCGUGAGUACGCCUUGACCAGCGCCUUUAAGGACUCCAGAUUUGCACCCAUCUCCAGGGAUGAGUUGCCGCGGCUGACUGUAUCGGUGUCUAUUCUACAAAACUUCGAGGAGGCCCAGAGUCAUCUGGACUGGCAGUUGGGAGUCCAUGGCAUCCGCAUCGAGUUUCUUACAGAACGCGGGUGCAAGCGUACUGCCACUUAUUUGCCGCAGGUGGCCACCGAACAGGGCUGGGACCAGUUGCAGACAAUUGACUCACUCCUACGUAAGGGAGGCUAUCGGGCUGCCAUUACCCAGGAAACUAGGAAGUCCAUUAAGCUUACACGCUACCGCUCGCAAGAGAUCCAGAUGCACUACAAGGAGUACCGCGAGCACCAGGAACGUCGUGCCCAAUUCGGAAAAGUGCAGUGCUAACAAUUGGACAGGCCGGCGGCGAGACGAUGAUCCUGGCUGAGGGCAGGCUUACUGGCCGUCGUCCUCCUGCUGCUGCUAGCCUUUGAGUUCGGCCCAGCUUGGCGGCCGCUCGCUUAAUCCGUGUUAUGAGUUCUUACAUCUCCGACAUCAAUUUUAAGCCCUCGAAAAUUCUCCGACACGGGCAUGAGAUGUACGCCUUUUUAUUAAAUAUACAAUUUAAUGCUUGAUAUACUUAAGCGGCAAAUCCGUAAGCAAUUUCGAAUGAAAAAAAGCGAAAAGUUAAUAAAUGUUAGGUUGAAACCCUUUGUAAUCGGAUUACUUUGAUCGAUGUUGUAGCCGCGGCCUUGCUGGUUUCUCUUUUAAAUCAAACACACAAAUACUAAAAACAAGCAUAUAUAUAGGGAUAUAUAUUACCGAAUCAAUACAAUACAAAAAUGCAGAUAUAUAAUUCAAGUAAAAUGUUCAGCAAUUAUAUUAAUAGAUUUAACAACUAAACCAAUUACAUUACUAAUUCUAAUUCUAUGCGCAUUAAAUAAAGGUCGACCCCAUCCGAGUCGCACAAGACAAUGCAAAA